AUGCACUCCAAGGUCGUCAUCAUCGGUUCUGGCCCUGCCGGCCACACCGCAGCCAUCUAUGCCGCUCGCGCUGACCUGAAGCCCGUUCUCUAUGAGGGUUUCCUUGCGCUCGGCAUCGCGGCUGGUGGCCAAUUGACCACCACCGACGAGGUGGAGAACUACCCCGGCUUCAAGCACAUUCAGGGCUCUACUCUGAUGGACCAAAUGCGCGCUCAAUCCGAAGCCUGCGGCACCGAGAUCGUUUCGCAGACUGUCGGCAAGGUCGAUCUGAGCCAGCGUCCUUUCAAGUACUGGCUGCACCCCAUGGGCGACGAUGAUACCCUCGAGGAGGAGACGCACACUGCCGAUACCAUUAUUGUCGCUACCGGUGCCAAGGCGCGGAGACUGAAUCUGCCUGGCGAGGAAAAGUACUGGGGCAACGGCGUCAGCGCAUGCGCCGUCUGCGACGGCUCCGCCCCGAUCUUCCGCAACAAGCCCCUCGUCGUCAUCGGCGGUGGUGACUCGGCCGUUGAGGAGGCCAUCUACCUGACGAAGAAGGCCUCGAAGGUCUAUGUUCUCGUCCGCCGCGAUGUGCUGCGUGCGUCCAAGUCCAACGCGAAGAGACUCGAGACCAACCCCAAGGUCGAGAUCAAGUACAACACUCAAGGUGUCGAAAUCAAGGGUGACGAGAAGGCCGGUGGCCUCAUGACGCACCUUGUUGUCAAGAACAACAAGACCAACGAGACGGAGACUCUGGAUGCCAACGGUCUUUUCUACGCCGUCGGCCACGAUCCUGCUACUGCCUUGUUCAAGGGCCAGCUGGACAUGGACGAGGACGGCUACCUGAUCACCGAGCCCGGUCGUGGCCUCACCAACGUCCCCGGUGUCUUCGCCGCUGGUGACGUCCAGGACAAGCGCUACAGGCAGGCCAUCACCAGCGCUGGCGCCGGCUGCAUUGCCGCGCUUGAGGCGGAGAAGUUCAUCGUGGAACACGAAGACGAGCCCGAGAAUCCUCUCGAGGCGGAGUCUGAGACGAAGAAGUCUCAGGCCAACGGCGUCGUUCCCGAGUAUCUUCUCCGCCGCGCAGCGCUUCGCGCUGCCUCGUCCUCCAGCGCUUCCAUCGCCAUUACCGCCAGGCCGCGCACCUUCACCAGCCUCACAUCCGCCUCCGCUUUCCGUCCGCAGCAGCAGCAAUGGCUGGCCGUGAGCCAGCGCCGCUUCAACAGCGAGGAUGCCAGCUCUGUUCGCCCCAGCCAGGAAAACACCACUGAUGAAACGGUGACCUCCGAGCAGGCCACCGCCGUCGACGCCGAGACCUCUGCUGAAAGCGCCCAGACUGAGACUGCGGCGUUUGGCUCCGCACCCCAGCCGGAGCGACAGGUCAACCGCAGGCCAUACACGCAGGUGGAUGAGAAUCAGAAGACGCUCUACGUCGGCAACCUGUUUUACCAGACGACCGAGGACCACCUGAGACAGGAAUUCUCGCGUUUCGGCAACAUUGUCAAGACGAUGAUCGUCCGGGAUCCCGCUGGUCUUAGUAGAGGGUUCGGCUACGUCGAGUUUGACUCCACCGACAGCGCCACCGAUGCUCUGGUGCAGAUGAACCAGCGCGUUCUCGAUGGCCGGCGGCUGACGGUCCAGCACCACAAGAGGCGUGGACCGGAGGACCGCCAGCGUAAACGCGCCGACCUAGGGCCGAACCCGCCCAGCAAGACGCUCUUCAUUGGAAACAUGUCGUUUGAGAUGAGCGACCGCGACCUCAACGACCUGUUCCGCGACAUCCGCAACGUCCUCGAUGUGCGUGUCGCCAUUGACCGCCGCACCGGCCAGCCCCGCGGCUUCGCCCACGCCGACUUCCUUGACGAGACCAGCGCGACCAAGGCCAUGGAGGUUCUCAAGCACAAGGAGAUCUACGGUAGGCGCCUGCGUAUUGACUACUCCCGCUCGACCCCAAGUCAGUGA
This is a messenger RNA of Lasiodiplodia theobromae, 1941 nucleotides long. Its product is annotated as Thioredoxin reductase. The coding region runs from base 1 to 1941 and encodes 646 amino acids. Gene Ontology annotation, biological process: removal of superoxide radicals. The transcript has 7 exons. Gene Ontology annotation, molecular function: thioredoxin-disulfide reductase (NADPH) activity; RNA binding. Gene Ontology annotation, cellular component: cytoplasm. The record is from RefSeq and is a predicted model, not a curated record. Lineage: Eukaryota; Fungi; Ascomycota; Dothideomycetes; Botryosphaeriales; Botryosphaeriaceae.